This is a messenger RNA of Orbilia oligospora ATCC 24927, 1905 nucleotides long. RefSeq lists its product as uncharacterized. Bases 1 to 1905 code for a protein of 634 amino acids. NCBI's taxonomy places the organism in Eukaryota, Fungi, Ascomycota, Orbiliomycetes, Orbiliales, Orbiliaceae. The transcript has 4 exons. The record is from RefSeq and is a predicted model, not a curated record.
AUGAAGCCCUUCAACCCUCUUGCUGGAAACCCAUUAGCGACACGAGAUGACUUCGCAAAAGCCUGUAUUUCCCUUCUUGACCCUUUAAUACCAAGUCUGACUCCAGGCUUCGGCGCCGUGAAACUUGGAGAAACAGGAACCCGGUAUGAUGAAACUGCUGCUCAAAUCGAAGGAUACGCAAGACCGCUAUGGGCGCUCGCUGCGCUACUAGCUGGGGGGUAUAAGUGGGAAGGGGCACAAAAGUUUGUCGAAGGGUUAGGAAAUGGGGCUGACCCUGAGCACGAAGAAUAUUGGGGCGCUGCGCUUGACACUGACCAACGUAUGGUGGAAAUGUGCCCUAUUGGGUUCACAUUAGCGGUGGCUGGUGAUCACUUCUGGGAGGGGUUGAAUGAAAGGCAGAAGGCGAACGUAGCCAAAUAUUUUGAUAUUACCGAAAAAGAGAUGCCGAAUACCAAUUGGCUCUGGUUUCGAGUCUUCGCCAAUCUAGGUCUUUCAAAGAAUGGAUAUACAUACGACCAUGAUCGAAUGGAGAAAGACAUGAAUCAUCUAGAUACAUUCUAUCGCGGAGAGGGAUGGUCAAACGACGGUCCGAGAGACUAUACUCAAAUGGAUUACUACUCCGGUUCUUUCGCGAUUCAGUAUCUUCAACUUCUCUAUGCAAAAAUUGCGGGCGGCGUGGAUCCCGUGCGCGCUGAAAAAUUCAAGGAGAGGGCAAGGCUAUACGCCUUAAAUUUUGUGUACUACUUUCAUGAGGAUGGACGUGCAAUUGCGUUCGGCCGCUCUCUUACCUACAAAUUCGCCAUGGUUGGCUUCUGGGCCGCCGUAGCCUUUGCGGACGUCGAGCUCCCCGCACCACUUACUUGGGGCGUCGUCAAAGGCCUACUCCUUCGCAACCUAAGAUGGUGGUCAAAGCAACCUGGCGCAUUCACACCUUCAGGCACGCUAACCAUUGGAUACACUUACCCAAACCAAUUCAUGUCAGACAACUACAAUUCCCCAGGUUCUCCAUACUGGGCAAUGCUUUCCUUUGCACCUUUAGCCGUACCGGCAGACCAUCCUUUCUGGACCAGUCCCGAAGAACCAUUUCCUUCAGCCUCGAUUCCCCAAACUGUGGCUCUCAAGCACCCGGGUCAUAUAAUAACACGUCUUGGCGGUCAUACCUUCCUUCUAUCCAGUAAACAACAAUGCCACUACCCUCUACGAGCGGCGGAUGCAAAGUAUGGAAAAUUCGCGUAUAGCAGCGCAUUUGCAUAUUCAGUCUCGACAGGUUCCUAUUCUCUUUGGAGCUCUGCCCCAGAUUCAACGCUUUCCGUCACGUAUGGAGACGACGCCGAAUGGAAAACUCGGAAGAAGUGUGAUACUGAUGGUAUAGAAGUUAUUGAAGGGACCUCUGUUUUAAUAUCGACCUGGACUCCAUUAGAAGGCGUCGGUAUCAAAACAUGGUUAAUACCACCUGCUGAAGAAACACCGAACUGGCAUAUUAGGAUCCACCAUAUCACAACAGCAAGACCAAUAAAGACAGCAGAGGGGUCAUUUACGGUUAGCAACGAACGACGUGGAGAUAAUAGAGAAUUGGAUAUCUACGCGGAGGGCAAUGAUGGAAGAUUCGGCUCCGUUAACGAGGCAUUCGCAGUUUCUAGGAGCGGUGCUGUCGGCAUUGUGGAUGCUGGGACGACUAACAGGGUUGGAGAGACGAUGAACAUGGAUUCGAACAGCAACCUAUUGUUAAAUCGAACAGUUUGCCCCUUAUUACUGGGGUCAAUCGAAAAGGAGGCUUGGUAUGUCACUUUGGUAUACGCGCUCCCGGCCGAGGAAGGAAGCGAUGGGUGGAGAAAGACUUGGACAGACGGGUACAAGGAGCGGCCUAAAAUCCCUUUAUGGGCGGCAACCAUCAUGUCACACUGA